Molecule: messenger RNA, 6192 nt
Organism: Torulaspora delbrueckii
Lineage: Eukaryota; Fungi; Ascomycota; Saccharomycetes; Saccharomycetales; Saccharomycetaceae
Gene: BEM2
Product: GTPase-activating protein BEM2
Exons: 1
Coding region: 1-6192 (2063 amino acids)
Biological process (GO): small GTPase-mediated signal transduction; regulation of GTPase activity
Cellular component (GO): cytoplasm
Molecular function (GO): guanyl-nucleotide exchange factor activity
Source: RefSeq, a predicted model, not a curated record
AUGAAAGGAUUAAUAUGGCCGUCUAAGAAUAAGAAAAAUUCUGGCCAUGGAUCCAAUCCUCCGACGAGUACCUCUUCAUUGGGGCGAUCAAAAAAAAUAGCUUCAACUAGGUCAUUGUCACCUUCAGCUUCAUCUCUACUGGUUAACAAGAGUCAUGCUGCUCCUAGUGUAGCGCAGAGCGGUCCAUUGGGCGGCAAUGAGUAUCAAGGCGACAGUAGUAACAGACGUAAGAGUUCAGCCAAUUUGUCGCUGAAAAGUUACACCAAUUCGAAUCCGAGUAAUCGUCGAGCCUCUAGAAGUAUCUAUAUGUCGGAAUCUCAUAGUAAAUCGGUGAAAAGUGUUAGUUCGUUGAAUCAUAAAGGGGAAGAAUCCUCUAUUCGCUCAAAUGGUUCGGGCAAUCACGGCGUAACAUCUGGGUCUGACACAGACGUCAUUUUGGAUGAAUUUGAUAAUGGGAGCCAGAGCGAAACAUUUAUGAGAGAGUCUCUAAAUGCCACACUAGUGAGUGGCACUUCUAAUUCCGAGAAAAGAAUAUACAACGAGCACUCCGUCGGAACCGCCGUCAAGGCAGUCGAGUCUAGAAUCAGCUUGAACAGGGAUAAUUACGAUACUGUGGUGUUUAAAACAGGAUGGAUUAACAGAUCACAAGGUACAAGUCAUAUUUCGGCCUCAUCAUCGACACAUCAAUUAAGGUCGGGAUUGUACUCCAGCAGUGGGGGCAGCCAUAGGGAGAGUAGAUUCUUUCAUGAUGCUUCAGAACCUCAAAUCACCGUUCCAGAGUAUCGCAUUUACCGUGCGCAACUGAAAGGUCCCAUAUUGAACCUUUACAGAAGUGGAUUACCAACUAAUGUAAAGUUUUUUGACCCAACAAUUGGAGGGUCCCUAGAUGAGACCCCCGUAUUAACACCUGCAAGCAGUUCCACGGAGACUUUAACUAAACAAAUAAAUCCACAAGAAGCAGAGCCUCCUAUGAUAGAAUAUCUGAGCGAAAAAUACCCUCACCCAGGAUUGAAACUGAAUAAUGAGAGAAAGAUUGUCGCCGGUGACGUGGAAAGCUUGUGUCAUGCCAUUCUGUUUGCACAUCCUGAAGCAGGUGAAGAUGACCUGAAAAAUCAAAAAGCUAUCAUUAACCUCAUACUAGUAUUACCAUUGCUAGAUCAUUUUAACAAAUUUCUGCGAAUGUUCAAUCAGUUUGGCUUGACAUUCACGAAGCAUUCAUCAAAAGUGACAAGUAAGUCUCUCCAGUAUCACGGCGUAUCUCCUUCAAUUGAUAAUUUAAUGACUGAAAGACUCGGACUCGUGGUAAAGACUAUUCUCGAUAUGUUUCCCAGUUUCUUACUGGAUGAUCUAAUGUUCCAGGAGAUAAUACAUCUCUUAGAUGUAAUCUCAUUGCAUAACGAUGAAAUUUCGAAUAACCUCAAGAUGGCGGUAGCUGACAAACAUAAUGAGUUGAAUAGAAUUACGGCAUUCAGCAAACCCAAUAAUUUCAACGGCAGCAGACCUAAGGAAGCUAAGCUCGAAUCGAAGAAACUUCUUGAUGAGAUUUUAAACGCUGAAGAGUUUCUAAAGACCGAUAUCGAUAGUUUGGCCACUGAAAUUCAUGAGAUAAAUUUAAAGUUUGACCGGUCGUGGGCUCCUCGUUUCGACUAUUCUCUGCUUUACGAUUCCAAAUACAUCAACACCAAUAUUGUCGCAUUGAAUCCUCUUACUUUUAACAAUAAAGUGAAUGUGCAUUUCCUUGGUAGGUUACUGGUCUGUCAUCUCUUCUCAGACGAUCAGAAGGUCUCUUCUGAUCCUAAAAUGCGUGCCAAAAUUCUGACUAAGUGGGUGGAGUUUGGUAUCAAAUUUGAGCACUUAGGUGACAUGGUUUCGUGGCUAGCUGUUGCUACUAUUAUCUGCUCUGUGCCUAUACUGAGAUUGGAAUCUCUAUGGACUCAAAUUCCCGAGAACAUUCUGAAGACCAUUUUCAAAGAUUGGCUCCCAACUAUUGCUCAACUGGAUAGAAGACAUCUGUCAUCUAAAUCAACCAGUAGUGUUUUUAUCUUGGCCCCACCCAAUUUGGAUAACCCGUUCAUCAAGUCCAAUGUCAUUUCAUACUUUGGAGAUCUUAUUAUUCAUGCUGAUGAUCUGACCGCCGAGACAAAGCUCAAAUACUUGGAAAGAAAGAUCAAUCGAACAAAGAAUGCAUUUCACAAAUGGCAACAACGUCUGGGGACCAGCGAUACUCGUGGAAACGAUUCUGGGCAAAGCAUAAACGACAUUAAACCGGAAACAAGCAGAAUAUACCAAUUUUGGAAGUUUCACCUUGACCAGCAAAACCUGAGCAUGGAAGAUAUAAUGAAGUUGAGUAUCCAAUCUGAAACUCCGAAAGUGGACCAGAUUUUUUACUCCAACAUAGGAAGUCAAAGAAGCCCAUUAUCCACAGGAGGUUACCUGCCACUUUUAUUCAACGACAUAUAUCCAAGUUAUUCUAUUUUUCCUCAGAAAUCUUUGAUUGGUGCGGCUGGUGCUUCAGAAGCAUCACAACAAUCGAGAGAGUCAAUGAAUCAAUCCAAAUCAUCUCUGCGCCGUUCAACGGCUUUUGCCGCCGAUGAUCUACCGUCAAGAACAUCAAGCCUUUCAGUUUCGGAUCCGUUGGAUUUAAGUCAAAUAACUGGCUUAGCUAAUAUCGAUGCGCCUCUGAUCAAGGAAAUCUCUAUUAAACAAUCCAAUAGGCAACAUAUGCUCAAGUGCAUUCGCGAUGCUUUCAACAUUGACAGCGACGUGUUCCAUGUCUCCGAUGAUCUAGUAUUCAAAUCUUUAAAUGAUCUGGAAGCAACAUCACGGCCUUCAAGUGUGGUCAUAGAAACACCAAAACGAUUUUCUCAGCAUUCCUCAAGUAAUGGUACUAUGCCAAAUCCGCGCGACUCACAAGAUGCCUCUAACCGAUUGAGCAGAACGCUCGAAAAUUUGGAUUUCUUCAACAAUAUCGUGACGGUUUCCGAUCCUCUGAAAGAGUCUCUCAUUGAAGUUGCCCUCAAAUCGGGAUCUUUGGACAAGAUUUACGAUCUGCUAGUCUUGACUGCCAGCAUUUUUUCCAAGUUGAUAGACACCAAGGAUCUUGAAAGAUAUUACUAUCAUAAGAGGCACAGAAACUUGCGUCAAAGUGCUCCUCUGAGUGAUGACACAAUAGGGCUUCUUGACUAUGCCUUUGUGAAAUUGACAAUGGACAUGGACGUUUUCACAGAAACUUUUUUUAAUUCUUACAAGAGCUUUGCAACAACGACAUCAGUCAUUGAAAAUUUAGCUAAAAGGUACAUUGGAGCAAAAAGCUGUGCUUGUACAAUUUCACAAUUCCUGAAUAGCGAUUCUAGGAAGAAUGAUGGAGCGUUAAAUGACGCCAAAUUCCCUGUGUGGGAUGCUAAAGUUUUGCAUGACGAAGUCAAUACUAUAUUCUGGGCCAAAAUACAAAUCGGGGCCGCAGAGGCAAUUUCGAACCUUGUGAAGCACCAUUAUGCUGACUUCACAGAUAAUCUAACUGCCAAUUCCACACUUCAAGAUUUUCUGAAAGUUAUGGAACAGGAUGUGACCGCAGAGUGGCCCAUUAGAUCAAUCCAGCUCAAGCAGAAAAAUAUUGAAGAUCAUUCUGAGGUAGAGAACCUGAUCUCAAGACUAUUGGAACUGUUCAACGAAAUAAGAACGUCUUAUCAAAAGCAGCUUUACAGGCCAUUGGGUAUAGACAGAACUUCCAGAAAAGUUACCGGUUUACUUAGCUCCUUUCACAAAAUGUCACUCACAGAUUUUAACAGCUACCUAACUUCUAACGAUUACGAAGAUCCUAUGAUUACACAUUUGCAUACGAUGAAAGUUAAUGACUACGAAGGAAUAAUGAAAUGGGUAUACUCAUUAGAUUCCUUUAUUACAAAGAAGUUCGAAAUGGUCAGCAAAAAAGACUGGUUUGCAACGUUCCAGAUCCUAGAGCUCUUUUCAUAUGAGUCACUUACCUCUUUAUUUUGUCUACCGUUGCACUCGACAUCCUAUAAUAUCGUGACGUCUGGAACAUCUCAAUUAGAUGAUCUCGAGAUCUCGAACGUUUUCUCUUGGUUAGUCAACUCGGUGACAAAUACAGGUAAUAGCAAAAUGCCAUUGCUGGACAAAUUGCCAGCGUCCGUCAAACUUUUGAUCCAAUUACAUGUUUCCCUGACAAAUUUCUUCAUGGUUGAAAUAACAGACCUUUGGAAGUCGUCAGAGGACCGUAUUCAAACUUGCGCUAUUGUGUUACAGAUGCUGAGCUAUGUGCGAUGGAAAAACUCAUCGGUGGACUUGUUCCAGCCCGAAGAAGAAAAAGGUCAGGAUAUCACAUCUCCACAUAUACCAUGCUACAUCGAGACAGCCAUCACCAACGCAAUUGUGUCACCAGAGUCCAGGUAUUAUGAACAUGCUUGGAGCGCAUGUCACAAUGUGCUUUCAUCUUCAAAAAGCUCUUCCCCUACUACUAUCAGCUCCAUCUUAGCCAACGCUGACGAUCAAACAAUCAAGUCAUUCAUUGAUUUGGAUGGAGCUUACACAGCGAGGUCCAGAAACCUUUGUCCUUGCCCUGGGUGGUUUAUUUCACGCCUUUUAGAAAUAUCUCAGUUCGUUCCCAAUAUGAGCAUAAUGAAUUCAAAACUGAUAAAUUUUGACAAGCGAAGAUUUGUCAACAAUAUCAUUUCCAAUACCUUAGAUCUUGUUCCUUCACCAGAGGAUGGGCUGGUAGAUGAAAGUCGGGCUCCCUUUGGCAUUGCUUUGUUUCAGACUUUGCUUGACUCGGGGAAGAAGUUUAAACGUACUACAAGAUCUCAUGCUAUUUCAGAGAGUAAAGCAAUGAAGUAUCAAGAAAGAGGGCUCUUUAACGAGAUCUUAAUCAAAGAGGUUGAGAAGAUCAAGCGUGACCAUAAAAAGAUAGAGAUGUUAGGUGCGCUAGACCGAGAUAACAAGAGAUCAGCCAUCGUUCAGCAGAUGAUUCAACGAAAGCACAGGAGCUCCGUCGUUAUUCCGAACCUGCAGAUGAAUUCACAAGGAUCUGCCGGUUCUUCCACCUCGUUCUCUUCAAUGGGAUCAUCGAAUACUAUCUCAGGUUCAGCGAAAGAUAAGAGAAGUUCAAUGGCUAUCGGUAACGUAAGAAACUCGGUGAUAUCCAAUUCCGGUCACACACAUAUGGGUAAGAAGCUGGGAGGUUUCUUCAAGAGACCUUUCUCGAUAGGAGGAUUCAACUCAUCAGCAUCCAAUAGCUCACUGAGUAGCAUUUUAAUACCUGGAGUCCAAGAUGAUGGAUCAGUAUCCCCAGAAAAUCUGCCUGCGCUAGAUCCUUCGGUGAUGCAAGAUCAGAAGUCCGCGAUUUCGAUCCGAACUUUCGAGAUUAAAUCUAUUUUAGAGGCCAUAAAUCACAGUGGAAGCUCGGCACAUUCAUUCUCAUUUAAGAUAUUGAUGCAGGAUGGUCAUGAGCAUUUAUUUCAGGCAACAAGCGCUAACGAUCUUGAUGAAUGGAUGAGAAUGAUAAAUGCAUCUAAAAGAUACGCGUUCCACUCGAAAAAGUUCAAGGGGAAAACACACAAUAAAAUGUUUGGUGUACCACUAGAGGACGUUUGUGAAAGGGAGGGUACUUUGAUUCCUACAAUCAUCGUCAAGCUGCUCGACGAAAUCGAAAUGCGAGGACUUGAUGAAGUUGGUCUCUACAGAAUACCAGGUUCUGUGGGAAGCGUAAAUGCAUUAAAAAAUGCUUUUGACGAAGAGGGCGCAGUUGGUAAUUCUUUCACAUUAGAGGAUGAUAGAUGGUUCGAAAUCAAUGCAAUCGCAGGUUGUUUCAAGAUGUAUCUACGAGAGCUACCUGAUUGCUUAUUCUCGAACGAAAAAGUGGCUGAUUUUGCCGAGUUGGCACUGAAACUUAAGACGUCACAAAUUACCAUGGAAGAAUAUAAGACAAGAAUGGUGGAAUACUUACAAAAUUUGCCUCCUUGCUAUUACCAAACACUGAAGCGAAUCUUUCAUCAUCUACACAAAGUCCAUACACAUAUGGACAGCAACCGUAUGGAUGCAUCAAACUUAGCAAUUGUUUUUUCAAUGAGCUUCAUCAAUCAAGAUGACUUGGCUAGCAGCAUGGGCCCAACCCUGGGAGCCGUUCAAAGUAUACUACAGAACUUUAUCAAGCAUCCAAAUGAUUACUUUAUUGCCUAA